This is a messenger RNA of Schistosoma rodhaini, 2721 nucleotides long. Lineage: Eukaryota; Metazoa; Platyhelminthes; Trematoda; Strigeidida; Schistosomatidae. The record is from the annotation of a GenBank genome assembly.
UAGAAACAUAGAUUAUUCUUCUUCUUUAACCCUUACUACUGUUUAGAUACAUUUUUAAGGGUUCCCACACUGUUCCUACUUAGGACUAAGUAUUCAGUGUAAUGAUUGAAACAUGCUUUGUAUUUAAAGGUGAAUCUCCUGCAAAAAUGUAGGGAGCAUCGUCUGACUGCUUCUCCCAUAAAAUCUAAUACAACUGAGUUACGGUUCGUUUUGAGAUUAAUUCUAUGGGGUUACGAAAAAAAUAAUGUCGGUAUACCUAUCAUAUGCAACAUACUAACGCCAAGUCCCGUAUGUAGCCACCGAUAAAGUUGACAAGGAAUUAGAUCGAUUAGAGAAACUGGGUGUUAUACAACCGGUUAAUUAUUCAGCAUGGGCAGCACCAAUAGUAGUAGUGCAGAAAGCAAACGGAACUAUUCGCCUGUGUGCAGACUUUUCAACAGGAUUAAACGAUGCUUUACAAAGUCACUCAUAUCCACUUCCCUUGCCAGAAGAUUUAUUUAUUAAACUAAACGGUGGACGUUACUUUUCCAAACUCGAUCUAUCUGAAGCUUACUUACAAGUAGAAGUUGACGAAGAUUCGAGGGAGUUAUUAACCAUUAAUACCCACCGUGGACUUUACCAGUUUAGCCGAUUACCUUUUGGCGUAAAACCAGCUCCAGCAAUUUUCCAACAGAUUAUGGAUACCAUGUUGUCUAACCUUGAAGGUGUGGCAGUUUAUUUGGACGAUAUUAUAGUUGUUGCCUCUUCUGCUCACGAACUGAUGAGUCGGUUAGACGUAGUGCUCAAUAGAAUAUCGCAAGCCGGUUUUCAAUUACAAAAAGAAAAGUGUCAAUUUAUGCUGGAUUCUGUUAAAUAUCUUGGAUAUAUAUUUGAUAAAGAUGGUCGCCGGCCAGAUCCAGAUAAUAUAAAUGCCAUCAAAAAUAUGCCCACACCAACUGAUGUUACAACUCUCCGUUCAUUCUUGGGGAUGAUUGGAUAUUAUAGUAUGUUCGUACCCCAGAUGUAUAAAUUGAGACACCCGUUAAAUCAACUUUUGAUGGCUAAUGCAAAAUGGCACUGGACAAAAGAAUGCCAAUAUUCUUUCAACGAAAUAAAAAGGAUUUUAUCUUCUAAAUUAUUGUUGACUCAUUACAAUCUUAAUCUUGAAAUAAUUGUUGCCUCUGAUGCUUCCAACUAUGGAAUUGGGACUGUUAUCAGUCAUCGUUUUCCUGAUGGUAAAGAAAAGCCGAUUGCUCAUGUAUCCCGAACACUUAACCCAGCUGAACGAAAAUAUAGUCAGAUUGAAAAAGAAGGAUUAGCUAUAGUUUUUGCAGUAAAAAAAUUUCAUAAAAUGAUUUAUGGACGUCGAUUUACUCUUCUAACAGAUCACAAGCCGCUUUUAUCUAUAUUUGGAUCGAAGUCAGGUAUUCCUGCAUAUACAGCUAAUCGAUUACAACGCUGGGCUAUUACACUACUUGCUUAUGAUUUCCGAAUUCUAUAUAAAUCAACUGAAAAGUUUGGACAAGCUGAUGUUUUAUCUCGAUUAAUUGCGAAUCAGAAGCAGGAAAGCGAAGAUUCUAUUAUUGCAACGAUAUCAUUGGAAGAAGAUAUCCACCAAAUACUACAAGUUGCUAUAAACGCAACACCAUUAUCCGCUGAAGAUAUUAGACGCUACACUCAAGAAGAUGGCGGGCUGAAACGGAUUAUAAGUUACCUUGAACAUGGUUGGCCUGCUCAUAUAGACAACAAAAACAUUGAACAGUAUGCUCACCGACGAAAUUCUUUAUCGCUCGUGGACGGGUGCCUAAUGUUUGGAAAUCGAGUUAUUGUACCCACAAGCCUACGUCGGAAAGUGAUGUUAGAACUGCAUGCUGCACAUCCAGGGGUAGCGCGGAUGAAAGCACUUGCACGCGGUUAUGUAUAUUGGCCGAAUAUUGAUACGCAGAUUGAAGAAUAUGUUGCGAAAUGUUCAGCAUGUGCAAAAGCCAUGAAAGCGCCUCGCAAGACCGAAAUGCAGAGUUGGGGAACACCGUAAAAUCCGUGGUCAAGAGUUCAUGUAGAUUUCGCCGGUCCUAUAAAUGGUAAACAGUUCUUGAUAAUCAUUGAUGCUUUCUCUAAGUGGCCAGAAGUCCACUAUAUGAAAUAUGUCUCAACACAAGCUACGGUGAAGAAACUGAGGCAAGUAUUCAGUUGUUUUGGGUGUCCAGAUAUAUUAGUAUCAGACAAUGGACCACAGUUUACCUCUGCUGAAUUUUCGAGGUUCUGCAUUGCCAAUGCCAUUAAGCAUAUCAAGACACCCCCAUACCAUCCACAGUCUAACGGGUUAGUCGAAAGGUUCGUGGACACUUUUAAAAGAGCAUUGCUUAAAGCCGAAGGGGAAGGAGAAAUAGAGGAUAUAAUUCAACGAUUUUUACUAAGCUACCGCGCAACUCCCAACCCAGCAACAAAUAAUCAAGAAAGCCCGGCAGAAUUAAUUUUCGGAAGAAAGAUUAGAAUACCUAUGGAACAAAUGAAGCCAAAACCUGAAAUCAUUCAAUGCAAGAAUAAACGAAUGGAACUGCAAUUUAACAAAAGGCAUGGUGCCCUACCCAGAAGGUUUAAUGUGGGACAAGCAGUAAUGGCAAGAGAUUAUCAGGGAGUUAAGCCAACCUGGAAAUUUGACAUCAUAGUCCGAAGAAAAGGGAAAGUUAUUUAUGAAGUGAAAGUUGGACAAAAGAUUUGGGUACGACAUGCAAACCAGAU